AUGUUGACUCACCAUUUAUCGAAAUUCGCUACUCCAAAAUUCUUAGUACCAUUUGCUGGUGCCACUGCUUUAUCAAUUGGUUUGGCAUUACAAUAUUCCACUUCCAACAAUUACAUUGCUAAUGAAACUGGUAAAACUUUCACCGAUAGUAAUGAAUGGGUAGAUUUGAAAUUAUCCAAAUCAAUUGAUUUGACACAUAACACUAAACACUUGGUUUUCAAAUUGAAAGAUGAUGCCGAUGUUUCUGGAUUGAUCACUGCUUCAUGUUUGUUGACCAAAUUUGUCACACCAAAGGGUAACAAUGUUAUUCGUCCAUAUACACCAGUCUCUGAUGUUAACCAAUCUGGUGAAAUUGAUUUCGUGAUUAAAAAAUACGAAGGAGGUAAAAUGUCAAGUCACAUUUUUGAUUUGAAAGAAGGUGAAACUUUGUCGUUCAAAGGACCAAUUGUCAAAUGGAAAUGGGAACCAAACCAAUUCAAGUCUAUUGCUUUAAUUGGUGGUGGUACUGGUAUUACUCCAUUAUACCAAUUAUUGCAUGAAAUCACUUCUAAUCCAAAGGACAACACUAAAGUUAACUUGAUUUACGGUAAUUUAACUCCAGAAGAUAUCUUGUUAAAGAAAGAAAUUGAUGCUAUUGCUUCUAAACAUAAGGAUCAAGUCAAAGUUCACUACUUUGUUGACAAGGCAGAUGAGAAGAAAUGGGAAGGUCAAAUUGGUUUCAUCACUAAAGAAUUCUUGCAAAAGGAAUUGGAAAAACCAAAUCCGGAUUUCAAAGUCUUUGUUUGUGGACCACCAGGUUUAUACAAGGCCAUUUCCGGUGCUAAAGUUUCCCCAACUGAUCAAGGUGAAUUGACUGGUGCUUUGAAAGAUUUGGGUUUUGAAAAAGAACAUGUUUUUAAAUUCUAG
Messenger RNA from Candida dubliniensis CD36, 906 nucleotides. RefSeq names its product cytochrome-b5 reductase (gene MCR1). The transcript has a single exon. Gene Ontology annotation, molecular function: cytochrome-b5 reductase activity, acting on NAD(P)H. The record is from RefSeq and is a predicted model, not a curated record. NCBI's taxonomy places the organism in Eukaryota, Fungi, Ascomycota, Pichiomycetes, Serinales, Debaryomycetaceae. The coding region runs from base 1 to 906 and encodes 301 amino acids. Gene Ontology annotation, biological process: ergosterol biosynthetic process.